Molecule: messenger RNA, 981 nt
Organism: Morchella sextelata
Lineage: Eukaryota; Fungi; Ascomycota; Pezizomycetes; Pezizales; Morchellaceae
Exons: 3
Coding region: 1-981 (326 amino acids)
Source: RefSeq, a predicted model, not a curated record
AUGUCUACUACUACUACCCCCAUCAUGUCUGCAAAGAGCAAUAAAACCGCCAAACUUCCUGCCAAGCCUCAUGCCAAGCGCACCCCGGCUGCCAAGCCUCCAGCCAAGCGCACACGGGCUACCAAGGCUUCCAAAACCGCCGAGAGUUCUAAAACCGCAGAACUUUCUGCCAAGUCUUCCGAAACCGCCAAGCCUACCGAAAUCGCCGAGCCGGUUCCCAAGCCUUCUGAUUCUGGCACCCCUACCGCCACCCCCAAGCCUAUCGCUAAGCCUCCCGCCAAGCGCACCCGAGCUGCCAAGGCUUCUAAGAGCGCCGAGAGUUCUAAAACCGCCGAGCUUCCUGCCGAGCCUUCUGCUUCUGGUACCCCUGCUGCCAAGCCUUCCGAUACCGCCGAGCCGAUUACCAAGCCUUCCGAUUCAGGCACCUCUGCUGCCAAGCCUUCCGAUACCGCCGAGCCGAUUGCCAAGCCGUCCGAUUCCGGCACCCCUGCUGCCAAGCCUUCCGAAACCCGCCCCAUUCAGUAUCAUGAGUCAGCUGCUGAGGCAUUAGUAAUGGGUGGUGUUACCAAUACUGCUACUGCUAAGAAAUUGGCUAGUAUGGAUUGGAUUAGACCUGUUAUGAUUAAGGAAGACAGGGGUCUUAAUAUGGCAAGGCCAGUUAAUGUUGAGGCUAUAUUGGGAUACAGCAGGGGUGAACUUGCAGAGGCAGUUUGUGACUGUUGUACUGACGAUAAGGGCCCUUUUAUUGAAUGUGUAACUGUGCAGGGCAAAUAUUGCAAUUUUCGUCCUGAAAUUAAACCUCGCGAACGCUCUGCACUCAUUGCAAGCUCUUCUACAGUUACUGCGGAGGGUGCAGACAGGCAUAGGAGAGUUGCAAAGAGGAAGCGGUCCACUACCAAGGAAAAAUGGUGGAGGCUUUUGAUAGCGGUGGAGGGAGUGGCUGAUGCAAUUGAGGAUAUCAUGAACGAAAUGGAAGAUUAA